GAAAUAUGAACUCCCUAACAGGCAGGAGUGUGUCGCUUGGCAGACGCAUGACAGCGGGCACUAUGAGGGUCCUCGCGGGCGCAACGGGCCACCCUGACACCGUGGCCCGUGCGACCUGCCUCGAGGCAGUCAGAGUGUGUCACUCUGGCUCGAGCCGAAAGGGCAGCGUCAACACCAAGAAGCGCGGCUAUGACAUCACCAGAAACCCCCACCUGAACAAGGUAAAACCCUAGACCUCUACAGACAGUCCAGUGCCAUCAGAUGAAAAGCCACUGCUCUCGUUUAGAAAAUCUAGAUUAUAGGUUGCUUUACAAAGGGUAAAGAUGCACCGUACACUACACAGGUGAUCUUCUAAGGCAGCACAGGUGUCACAAAGUUAAAGUGUGUGUGGCUAGUUGAUGCAUAGUAUCUCUGAUAUGUGCACUAUCUAGAAUAAGAUGUGUAGGAGUUUAGUGAGGGAGAGUGUUCUGUUCAUGUGCAAUAUGCCACGUGUGUGCGUCAGAGAGCCAGGGUACAGUAUUUGUUUAUAUUAAUGGUCCGUACCCAGGUUAAAAAUACAUGCUGUUGAGAAGUCAUAGUUAAAGGGAUACUUCCCCAGUGUCAGAUGAACUCGUGGAUACCAUUUUUAUGUCUGUCUCCAGUAUGAAGGAAGUUGGAGGUAGUUUUGCGGACCAAUGCUAACUAGCGUUCGUGCAAUGACUGGAAGUCUAUGGAUAUAGUCAUUGCGCAAAAGCUAGUUAGCAUUGGCUUGCAAAACUACCUGUAGAUAUCAGGCCAAUCAAAGUUCCCAUUCAAAGUUCCCAUUGAUAAGAGAGCUUUAGGUUAAGGGGGUGUCUAUUGUGGCUGUCUGGUGUGGGACGUCGUAGUAACAUAGACAUAAAGGGUGAAGAGUGAAAUGCUAGUAUGGUUCAGGUUCUGAUUCUGAUAUUGUUUGCCCCUUCAGAUGUAGGUUCAAUUGGGCCCUGGGAUCUCUAUAGCCCGGUCCAAAAUGGGCCAUGUGACACACACCUCUUCAGGUUAUUCUAGGUCAUUGUGUUGAAGCCAAUGAGACUAAACUGGACAGGAAGUGUCCAUUGUUAAAACUGCUAUUCUGCACUUUCUAUGUGAGCAAAACAUGAUUUAAAAAACACUCAAAGCACCUGAUGGCCUUUUUAGACUGCCUGUUUUGUACACCAGACGUUUUCAUAUUAUAGGGCAUAGGUCUAUAUGUUAAUGUUAAUCAGAACAUGUGUUUUUAGCCUGCUCUUUGCAUUACCCACCUCUCUCUCCAUCUACUUAUCUAUCUAUCUAUCUAUCUAUGAAGGUGUAAUUGCCGUGACUACAUUUUUACAUUUUACAUUUUAGUCAUUUAGCAGACGCUCUUAUCCAGAGCGACUUAGUUAGUGAGUGCCUACAUUUUCAUACUAGUCAGCUGUGCUUCCUUAAUGGGUUUACUUUAGGGCCUCCUUAACUGCUCUCUAUCUCACAGGGUUACUUUAACUCUGUUAAUCUGUGUGUGUGUAUGUGUGUCAGAUUGAUAUAUAAGUGUGCGAAUAAUGUAUUUCCAUCUUGUGGUUGAAUUACUUAUGUGUUUGUUUGCACUUAAUUUCAUUUUUUGUGAAUUUAAGUUGUAGAAAGGGACCAAUAUAUGACCUUUCAUCCUCUAGGCUACUGUUCCAAAGUCUGCUCUCAAUUAUGAUCAUUAAUCUCUAACACAGUCCCAUUCACCCCUCAGCGUAUUGAAGGAUUUGCCAAGGAUAUAUUACUGGACAUUUUAUAUCACCAGUUAUCAAACAAUUUUAACAAUCACACCAUCAAACAGUUCUUAGAUUCCUGAAACAAUGCACUCAAGUUCAAAUUCCCCACUAAAAUUAGGUUCCAUAGCAGAUACCCAUAGACUUCCAGUCAUUGCACUAACACUAGUUAGCAUUGGCUUGUGAAACUACCUCUAACUUCCUUCAUACUGGACACAGACACAUAAAAAUGGUAUCCACGAGUUCAUCUGACUCUGGGGAAAAUCCCCUUUAACAUCACGUAGUAGGAGAGAGUAGCAAUUUAUCCGCCAUUGAAAUCCUUGGGCAGGCCAUCUAAGCAUUUUUUCAGGGCACCUAAAUCCAAACAGUGUAAAAAAACAAACACAUAUAAUGUAUGUAGAAAAUAUUAUGGACAAGAAAGUAUUCACACCCCUUGACUUUUUCCACAUGUUGUUGUGUUACAGUCUGAAUGUAAACUUGAUUUAAAUUGAUAUUUUGUGUCACUGGCCUACACACAAUACCCCAUAAUGUCAAGGUGAAAUUGUGUUUUUAAAGCCUAAAUAAGUUCAGGAGUAAAAAUGUGCAUAACAAGUCACAUAAUAAGUUGCAUGGACUCACUCUGUGUGCAAUAAUAGUGUUUAACAUGGUGACGUUAUUAAUUACAAUUGGGAUGGUGUAGCAAUACACCCAUUCCCUACAAAGAUACAGGUGUCCUUCCUCGGUUGCCGGAGAGUUAGGAAAGCACUCAGGGGAUUUCAGUAUGAGGCCAAUGGUGACUUUAAAACAGUUACAUGGCUGUGAUAGGAGAAAACUGAGGAUGGAUCAACAACAUUUUAGUUACUCUACAAUACUAACCUAAAUGACAGAGUGAAAAGAAGAACUUGUACAGAAUACAAAUAUUCAAAACCAUGCAUCAUGUUUGCAAAAAGGCACUAAAGUAAUACUGUAAAACAUGUGGCAAAGGAAUUACCUUUUUGUCCUGAAUACAAAGUGUUUGGGGCAAAUUCAAUACAACACAUUACUGAGUACCACUCUCCAUAUUGGCUGCAUCAUGUUAUGGGUAUGCUUGUAAUCGUUAAGGACUGGGGAUUUUUUCAGGAUGAAAAAAUAAACGGAAUGGAGCUAAGCACAGGCAAUAUCCUAGAGGAAAACCUGGUUCAGUCUGCUUUCCACCAGACACUGGGAGAUGAAUUCACCUUUCAGCAGGACAGUAACCAAAAAACGACACUGGAGUUGCUUACCAAGAAGACAGUGAAUGUUCCUGAGUUAAAAUAUUACAAUAAUGCAACAUCCAUGUAAAUGUGCCGGGGUUAGCCAAAAGCUAAUUUACACCCGUGGUCCCAGGGCAGGUAAGGGCAAUUACACAGCCACAAUACAAAUACUCACUAAAACAAUACAAAAUAUAAAUAUAUUACAUCCAAUAAUAUAUCAUUCUAACAACAACAACAAUUUAUUCGUAAUAAAAACACUAUCAUCAACUGUUGUCUUUACAUAUGAGGAACCACAGAUAAUUCAUGUGUACAGGUUUGGAUAGAUUUGAUCCAUGUUUUCAAUUUAAAUUUAAAAGUACAAUAAUCAGUGCAAGUUCUCAAGUCCCUAGGCAUUGCAUUCCAGUAUAUUGUAGCUCUAACAGAGAAGGCCAAUUUGAUCGAAUUUACUGUGUCGAAAAGGGACAAUGCAAUCCCCUCUAGUUACUUCCCUUGCUAUCCUGGAGGUGCUUUCCUUGAGCAUGAUAUGCCGGCAUAGGGGUGGAGGGGCAAGACCAUGCAGAUCUUAAAGACUUAAUUUCAUGGAGAAAUUAGUAGAAUUGUACAAAAUUGGCUUCAAAAUUAUACGAUUUCUCUACACCGCCAAGAUGGGGACCUCUAAAAUGUUCUCUUAAAUUCAGCCUCACCAACAUUGCAACGCCCCCUGCCACGCCCACCACCUAAGUCCCUUUUUGAUCCAGAAAACCCCCGGAGAUUGUCACUGUGAUUAACAUAUUAGCCGUUUAUUAUUAAUGGACCAAACCCCAGGUGCAAGUGUCACAUUAGACUAUCACAACUUGACAUAGUGACACUACAAUAGUGGUACAUUUACAGUAGCAAGUUCCUGAAAACGUUUUAAAAUGCGAUUUAUUUCCAUGACGCACCUCUUGCUUUCAGAAUAAUUAUUUCCAUUGAAGAAAGAAAGAAGAGGUAGAGCGAGUGUGUGAGAAAGAGGGAACGCCAGAAUACUGACAUGACAGAGUAGUGGCACUAACCACAACCAGACCACAAAGUCGGGGUCCGGUCAGCCCACUGAGCAACUAUAUGAAUUUCCCUUCAUGCAAUGACCUAAUUAAAGGAAUGCUCAAGACAUGAUCAGAACCACAACACAGCUAACGAUCUAAAGCUUCUCUAUUGAAGACAAUAAUUGUAAAGGCCUGAUAACUGGGUGUUUAUGUGAACCAGAGCUAGCUAGAUCAAUGCUAGCUAGACCAAUGCUACAACAUUGGAUGGUGUCUGUGACACAGAGCGAUCGUUGACCCUUAUGUUGGAUGUGUGCUCCUCCAAUCUUCUGCAGGGCAUGGCCUUCACCCUGCAGGAGCGCCUGCAGCUGGGCAUCCACGGCCUGCUGCCCCCCGUCUACCUCUCCCAGGAUGUCCAGGUGCUCCGCAUCAUGAAGAGCUACGAGGGCCGCAACCCCCUCGACAAGUGAGCACACACACUCUGAUACAAAUAAAACACACACACAACACACAUAGUGUAUGAUGGCUAAAAAUACACAGAAAUACAGUAGCUUUCCUCCCUCUCUUAUCACUUACUGCUCUCUGUUUCACCUUGUCCUACAUCUCCUUCUGUUCUCUCUUUCCUCUCUCUCUCUCUCCAUUUCCAACUCUCUCAAUCUCUCACCAUUUCUCUCUCUCGGUCUCUCUCUCUCUCUUCCUCUAUCUCUCUCUCUCUCAGGUACAUCUUGCUGAUGACUCUGCAGGACAGGAAUGAGAAGUUAUUUUACCGCCUGCUGACGUCUGAUGUAGAGGAGUUCAUGCCCAUCGUCUAUACCCCCACUGUAGGGCUGGCCUGCCAACAGUAUGGACUGGCCUUCAGGAGACCACGGUAGGCAUGAAACGCACGCACACACACACGCACACACAGUGAAUUGUUGUGUGAUGAUAGUGGCUCAGUGGUUCUGAAGUGUUAGCAUGUAUCCCACAGAGGUCUCUUCAUCACCAUCCAUGAUAAAGGCCACAUUGCCACCAUGCUCAACUCCUGGCCUGAGGAGAACAUCAAGGUAAGGAGUACCUAACACACACACUUUACUCCGUGGUACAGGAUGUUGACAUAAGGAUGUAAACAGCAUAAGGCUCCCAUAGGUGGAGACUACAAGUUUCACCAUGUGAACCAAACCAUGUGUGUGUAUCCCCAGGCCAUUGUGGUGACGGACGGAGAGCGUAUCCUGGGUCUGGGCGACCUGGGCAGCUACGGCAUGGGCAUCCCCGUGGGUAAACUGGCCCUGUACACGGCCUGCGGAGGAGUGCCACCCCAGCAGUGUCUGCCAGUUCUGCUGGACGUAGGCACCGACAACCAGGUACUUCUACCGGGACACUCCAUCAGGAAACACCCAGGCCUGAUGGACCUCCGUAGGCCAAUAUCAUGGUCCUUAUCAUUUGAUCCAGCCAUAUAGAAGAAAAAAAGUAUCUUACCUAUGCUAAAUGACUUAAAUGUAAAUGAACUAAAUAUGCUGCUGGAAGUUGUAUGGCAGUGAGAUCUAAGUAGGCUCAAGGUAAGAAUACAAUAAUUUAGGGAUUCACCAAGAUUGCAUAACAGUGUUGUUCAAUUCCAAAUGGACCCCUAGCCCCUCCCCCCCUAUCCCCUCCUGUAGCUCUGAAGGGGUUGGACAGGUGCUAGAUGUUGAUUUGGAAUUCAGGGCUCCACUAUCACUUAGUUACUUCACUUAGUUACUUCCCUUAUUUCCUAGAGGCCCUCGUCAUAGAGCUUGAGGGUGACAUUUUAUCUUUGAUCAGGCACUCCUGGAAGACCCCCUGUACAUCGGCCUGAAGCACAAGAGGAUCAGAGGAAAGGAGUACGAUGACCUCAUCGAUGAGUUCAUGCAGGCAGUUACUGACAAGUGGGUAGUGUGUGUGUGUGUGUGUGUGUGUGUGUGUGUGUGUGUGUGUGUGUGUGUGUGUGUGUAAUUUGACCAUCAGACCGACUGUUCACUGCUCCACGCUGCAGGUACGGAAUGAACUGUCUGAUCCAGUUUGAGGACUUUGCCAACUCCAACGCCUUCCGCCUCCUCAACAAAUACCGCAACCACUACUGCACCUUCAACGACGACAUCCAAGGUAACUCUCUCUCUUUCUCUUUGUCCCUGUCGAAAAUCUACUCGCACUCCAUACCCCCUAUUUGCUAUAUGGAUUACUGAUGCCCUCCUGUGGUCUUAGUCAGAGACACAUUAUAGAGUUUUGUGUACUGUUGAAAGAUGGAUGUGCAAAACCAUUCUGACUUCCGAGCACAACUGUAAAAACCCAUCCCUUGUGUUUCUCACCCUCUCCCUUCUUUCUCCUGUGCUUGUCUCUUUCUCUCCCUGUCUCAUUCACUCUCUCCCUCUCCCAGGCACAGCCUCAGUAGCAGUAGCUGGGGUCUUGGCUGCUCUGAAGAUUACCAAGAACAAACUGUCAGACCACACCUUUGUGUUCCAGGGGGCAGGGGAGGUAAGAGGACAAACGUGCUGAUCUGUGUUAAUUAUAAACUCCAAAACUUGUUAACGUUUGGAAACCUCACUCUCUUGAAUCAAGCCUUGAAAGAUAACACAAGCAUGCAGAUGAAAUGGCUUGAUAAUCAUCAUGUUGCAUGGCAGUGAUUGGGUAGAUUGCUUGGUAGCAGGAUGCAUCAUGUCUUGGAAAAAGUACCCAAUUUGUCAUACUUGAGUAAAAGUAAAGAUACCUUAAUAGAAAAUGACUCAAGUAAAAGUGAAAGUCACCCAGUAACAUACUACUUGAGUAAAAGUGUUUGGUUUUAAAUAUACUUAAGUAUCAAAAGUAAAUGGAAUUGCUUAAAUAUACUAAAGUAUCAAAAGUAUAAGUUAUUCAAGGUCCUUAAGCGGACCAGACGGCAUCAUUUUAUUUUUUUAUUUUAUUUACGGAUAGCCAGGGUCACACUCCGACAUAAUUUACAAACGAAGCAUGUGUGUUUAGUGAGUCCGCCAGAUCAGAGGCAGUAGGGAUGACCAGGGAUGUUCUCUUGAUACGUGCGUGAAUAUGACCAUUUUCAUGUCCUACUAAGUAUUCAAAAUGUAAUAAGUACUUUUGGGUAUCAGGGAAAAUGUAUGGAGUAAAAAGUAUGUUUUUUUUCUUUAGGAAUGUAGUGAAGUAAAAGUUGUAAAAAAUAGAAAUAGUGAAGUACAGAUACCCCCAAAACUACUUAAGUAGUACUUUAAAGUAUUUUUAUUUAAGGACUUUACCACUGCUUUUUUUUACCCAGGCUGCACUGGGCAUCGCCCACCUGCUAAUCAUGGCCAUGGCGAAGGAGGGCGUGUCAGCCACGGAAGCCGCAAAGAAGAUCUGGAUGGUCGACUCCAGGGGCCUCAUCGUCAAGGUAACGGCAAUACCAUAAUAUCAUAGCUAACCUCCUAAUACACUUGAAUAGCUUCAAAACACUGAUCUGAUCAGCCUUCUCCUGAGCUGUCCACCAAGACAUGGGUCGUGUUCAGUAGGAUGCAAUGUUACAGAACUUUCAGAUAGAAAUAUCAUGUAGAUCAGUUAUGCUGCACUGUCAUGUAGAAUAGGGAAUAAUGUCAGUCAGUUCUAUGGGCAACGUUCAGAACGUUACCCCCUCCUGAACUGGAUCCAGUUGUAUGUCAGACUGACGUUUCCAUGGUGUGACCCACAGGGCAGAGGAAACCUGAACCAUGAGAAGGAGGAGUUUGCCCACGACCACGCCCAUAUCAAGACCCUGGAGGAGGUGGUGCACACCGUCAAGCCCACUGCCAUCAUCGGUCAGUCACCAUGAUCACUUAUUGGCUAACCUGUGUAACUAGGGCUCAUCUGUCAUGGACUCUAGGCACAAAACUUCUUCAGAAUGUUUCUUUAGAAAUGGACCAGAAAUGGACACUGGACAGAUAAUCAACAUUGCAGAGCAUCUCAGGAAGAUAUGCUUGUUUUGUUCUCACACUCAGUACUCUUUCCUGUGUGCAGGAGUGGCGGCCAUCGGAGGGGCUUUUACUGAGAAUAUCAUCAAGGACAUGGCGUCCUUCAACGAGAGGCCCAUCAUCUUCGCCCUGAGCAACCCCACCAGCAAGGCAGAGUGCACCGCCGAGCAGUGCUACCAACUAACCGAGGUACUGAAACUCUGACCCUAACCUAGAGAAUAGACAUUCACUUACUGUUCCCUUGUUUGAGUGCCAAUCAAUGUGCGCUUACUAAAUAUCCUUGCUGUCAUAGAAAUAGAAUGAUCUGAAAUAGAAUGAAUGCUCUCUCUCUUUGCCUCUUUUGCUCCCUCUCUCACUUUCUGUCUCGCUCGCUCCCUCUCUCCCAGGGGCGGGGCAUCUUUGCAAGUGGCAGCCCCUUUAAUAAGGUGACCCUGGCUGACGGGCGCUCCUUCAUCCCCGGCCAGGGGAACAACGCUUACGUGUUCCCUGGCGUGGCGUUGGGGGUCAUCGCCUGCGGGGUGCGCCAAAUCUCUGACGACAUCUUCCUCACCACAGCCGAGGUAACUGUUUGUCUUUUAAUUUGACAUUUUCAAAUAAAGACAUAAAACAUUCGUAAAACAUUUCAACUAAAGACAUACAAACAUUCCCAAACAGUAGAGGUAAAGGGUGCGUGUAAUACUUAUCAAUCCAAUUAUCUAAUACUAUUGUUGAAGUUGAAUAAUAUAAUAUUAGUUUCAAUUUCAACAUUUUCUGAUCCACUUGUAAAAUUGAAACAGUUUCUAUUUCUAAUUUUUCUACCCUGUAAAAAUGAAAUGUUGAUAUUAUUUUUCCAAUUUUCUAAUUUACCUUGUGUCGUUUGAAAAAUGAAAGUAGAAAUAUUGGUGCGGUUGGAAAACUGGGUGAUUUCUAAAUACGUGGUUAAAGUGUGCAGGGAGACACAUCCAAAAUGCUAAAUGAAUGAGAGGCGAGGUUUGGCGCACAUGCACGUAUAACCGGCGUCACUGUGCACACACACACACCAAUUUCCCCUUGGCAACUUCAGACUAUUGGCAUACACUCUAGUAAAACGGCCAUGAUGCGUUAUGAGCACAACCAAAUGAAGAAACUCUCUUGUCACUGACUGCGAAGAGACCUACGUCUGAGUCCCUGUCAGUCUGCCCUCCGAAUUCACUGCAACGUUCUGCUGCGUAGCCUAGACGAACAGCUAGGCCUAAAUUAUGAAAGGGAUGUUCAGAAUAGGGGGAGGGAACAAAACAUCUGUGCGUAAUUGCAAAUAAUGACCUUAUCAAUGGUGCUUAACUAACAGUAAUUCCCCCUUAUGGCAACUAUCCUUUUAACGACUGUAGGUUAAUUAUCUUGGGAUCCUGGAGACCAGGAGCUAUGAGUGUGUAUGUGUCCCAUGUCGAGCUGCCCUCCAAAUUUGCUACAACAUCGCUAUUUUGCAGCCCAUACUAAACCUACAACGGCCCACUAGAUUGAGGACCCAUAACAUGUAGGAUAACAGUAGGUUACAGUGGGCAAGUGAAAGUAAAUUAGACUAGCAUAUCGGCAUUAUAGGCCUAUCCAACGGCUGCGGGAGGAGUGAAGCAGGGAUUUUACGGAAACGUGUCUGUGGGAGGAAAGGCAACUCAAGGACCACACCUGCAAAGUAGCAAAUAGGCACUCUUUCAAUAUACUGUGCGUAUUCAGACCCCUUCCCUUUUUCCAUAUUUUGUUACAUUACAGCCUUUUUCUAAAAUGGAUUAGAUUACAUUUUUUCGUCAUCAAUCUACACACAAUACUCCAUAAUGACAAAGCGAAAACAGGUUUUUAGAUUUUUUUGCAAGUCUAUUAAAAAUAUUAAACAUAAAUACCUUAUUUACAUAAGUAUUCACACCCUUUGCUAUGAGACUCAAAAUUGAGCUCAGGUGCAUCCUGUUUCCAUUGAUCAUCCUUGAGAUGUUUCUACAACUUGAUUGGAGUCCACCUGUGGUAAAUUCAAUUGAUUGGACAUGAUUGGGAAAGGCACACACCUGUCUAUAUAAGGACCCACAGUUGACAGUGCAUGUCAGAGCAAAAAACAAGACAUGAGGUUGAAGGAAUUGACCAAGAUGCUCCGAGACAGGAUUGCGUCGAGGCACAGAUCUGGGGAAGGGUACCAAAAAAUGUAUGCAGCAUUGAAGGUUCACAAGAACACAGUGGCCUCUAUCAUUCUUAAAUGGAAGAAGUGUGGAACCACCAAGACUCUUCCUAGAGCUGGCCGCCCAGCCAAACUGAGCAAUCGGGGAAGAAGGGCCUUGGUCAGGGAGGUGACCAAGAACCCGAUGGUCACUCUGACAGAGCUCCAGAGUUCCUCUGUGGAGAUGGGAGAACCUUCCAGAAGGACAACCAUCUCUGCAGCACUCCACCAAUCAGGCCUUUAUGGUAGAGUGGCCAGACGGAAGCUACUCCUCAGUAAAAGGCACAUGACAGCUUGCUUGGAGUUUGCCAAAAGGCACCUAAAGGACUCUCACCUAAAGAUUCUCUGGUCUGAUGAAACCAAGAUUUAACUCUUUGGCCGGAAUGCCAAGCGUCACAUCUGGAGGAAACCUGGCACCAUCCCUACGGUGAAGCAUGGUGGUGGCAGCAUCAUGCUGUGGGGAUGUUCUUCCGUGACAGGGACUGGGAGACUAGUCAGGAUCAAGGGAAAGAUGAACGGAGCAAAGUAGAGCGCAAUCCUUGAUGAAAACCUGCUCCAGAGCGCUCAGGACCUCAGACUGGGGCAAAGGUUCACCUUACAACAGGACAAAGACCCUAAGCACACAGCCAAGACAAAGCAGGAGUGGCUUCGGGACAAGUCUCUGAAUGUCCUUGAGUGGCCCAGCCAGAGCCCAGACUUGAACCCCAUCGAACAUCUCUGGAGAGACCUGAAAAUAACUGUGCAGCGAAGCUCCCCAUCCAAUUUGACAGAGCUUGAGAGGAUCUGCAGAGAAGAAUGGGAGAAACUCCCCAAAUACAGAUGUGCUAAGCUUGUAGAUGGGAUAUUUUAUUUUUAAUACAUUUGCAAAAAUGUCUUAACCUGUUUUUGCUUUGUCAUUAUGGGGUAUUGUGUGUAGAUUGAUAAAAAAUAUAUAUACAGUUAGGGGAAAAAAGUAUUUGAUCCCCUGCUGAUUUUGUACGUUUGCCCACUGACAAAGAAAUGAUCAGUUUAUAAUUUUAAUGGUAGGUUUAUAUGAACAGUGAGAGACAGAAUGACAACAACAAAAAUCCAGAAAAACGCAUGUAAAAAAUGUUAUAAAUUGAUUUGCAUUUUAAUGAGGGAAAUAAGUAUUUGACCCCUCUGCAAAACAUGACUUAGUACUUGGUGGCAAAACCCUUGUUGGCAAUCACAGAGGUCAGACGUUUCUUGUAGUUGGCCACCAGGUUUGCACACAUCUCAGGAGGGAUUUUGUUCCACUCUUCUUUGCAGAUCUUCUCCAAGUCAUUAAGGUUUCGAGGCUGACGUUUGGCAACUCUAACCUUCAGCUCCCUCCACAGAUUUUCUGUGGGAUUAAGGUCUGGAGACUGGCUAGGCCACUCCAGGACCUUAAUGUGCUUCUUCUUGAGCCACUCCUUUGUUGCUUUGGCCGUGUGUUUUGGGUCAUUGUCAUGCUGGAAUACCCAUCCACGACCCAUUUUCAAUGCCCUGGCUGAGGGAAGGAGGUUCUCACCCAAGAUUUGACGGUACAUGGCCCCGUCCAUCGUCCCUUUGAUGCGGUGAAGUUGUCCUGUCCCCUUAGCAGAAAAACACCCCCAAAGCAUAAUGUUUCCACCUCCAUGUUUGACGGUGGGGAUGGUGUUCUUGGGGUCAUAGGCAGCAUUCCUCCUCCUCCAAACACGGCGAGUUGAGUUGAUACCAAAGAGCUCCAUUUUGGUCUCAUCUGACCACAACACUUUCACCCAGUUCUCCUCUGAAUCAUUCAGAUGUUCAUUGGCAAACUUCAGACGGGCAUGUAUAUGUGCUUUCUUGAGCAGGGGGACCUUGCGGGCGCUGCAGGAUUUCAGUCCUUCACGGCGUAGUGUGUUACCAAUUGUUUUCUUGGUGACUAUGGUCUCAGCUGCCUUGAGAUCAUUGACAAGAUCCUCCCGUGUAGUUCUGGGCUAAUUCCUCACCGUUCUCAUUAUCAUUGCAACUCCACGAGGUGAGAUCUUGCAUGGAGCCCCAGGCCGAGGGAGAUUGACAGUUCUUUUGUGUUUCUUCCAUUUGCGAAUAAUCGCACCAACUGUUGUCACCUUCUCACCAAGCUGCUUGGCGAUGGUCUUGUAGCCCAUUCCAGCCUUGUGUAGGUCUACAAUCUUGUCCCUGACAUCCUUGGAGAGCUCUUUGGUCUUGGCCAUGGUGGAGAGUUUGGAAUCUGAUUGAUUGAUUGCUUCUGUGGACAGGUUUCUUUUAUACAGGUAACAAGCUGAGAUUAGGAGCACUCCCAUUAAGAGUGUGCUCCUAAUCUCAGCUCGUUACCUGUAUAAAGGUCACCUGGGAGCCAGAAAUCUUUCUGAUUGAGAGGGGGUCAAAUACUUAUUUCCCUCAUUAAAAUGCAAAUCAAUUUAUAACAUUUUUGACAUGCGUUUUUCUGGAUUUUAUUUGUUGUUAUUCUGUCUCUCACUGUUGAAAUAAACCUACCAUUAAAAUUAUAGACUGAUCAUUUCUUCGUCAGUGGGCAAACGUACAAAAUCAGCAGGCGAUCAAAUACUUUUUUCCCUCACUGUAUGUGAAUAUAUAUAUAUAUAUAUAUAUAUAUAUAUAUAUAUAUAUAUAUAUAUAUAUAUAUAUAUAUAUAUAUAUAUAUCAUUUUUAGAAUAAAGCCGUAACGUAACAAAAUGUGGAAAAAGUAAAGGGGCCUGAAUACUUUCCGAAUGCACUGUAUUCAUGGAUGGAUUCUCCCUUUCUUGAAAUAAUCAUUGAUCUAAAUAAAUACAGUGGGCUCCAAAAGUAUUGGGACAGUGACACAUUUGUUGUUGUUUUGGCUAUGUACUUCAGGGCUUUGGAUUUGAAGUGAUAUGAUGGCUAUGAGGUUAAAGUGCAGACUGUCAGCUUUAUUUUAGGGGUAUUUCAUCCAUAUCGGGUGAACUGUUUAGAAAUUACAGCACUUUUUGUACAUAGUCCCCCCAUUUUAGGGAACCAAAAGUAUUGGGACAAAUUCACUUAUGUGUAUUACAUUUGUCCAAAGUUUAGUAUUUGGUCCCAUAUUCAUAGCACACAAUGACUACAUCAAGCUUGUGACUACAAACUUGUUGGAUGCAUUUGCUGUUUGUUUUGGUUGCGUUUCAGAUUAUUUUGUGCCUAAUAGAAAUGAAUGGUAAAUAAUGUAUUGUCAUUUUGGAGUCACUUUUAUUGUAAAUAAGAAUAUAAUGUUUCUAAACACUUCUACAUUAAUGUGGAUGCUACAAUGAUUAAGGAUAAUCCUGAAUGAAUCGUGAAUAAUGAUGAAUGAGAAAGUUAAAGGAAUAAAUAUCAUACCCCCCAAGAAAAUGCUAACCUUCCCUGUUAUUGUAAUGGUGAGAAGUUAGCGUGUCUUGGGGGCAUGAUAUGUGUCUAACUUUCUCACUCAUCAUUAUUCACGAUUCAUUCAGGAUUAUCCAUAAUCAUGGUAGCAUCCACAUUAUUGUAGAAGUGUUUAGAAACAGUCUGCACUUUAACCUCAGUCAUUGUAUCAUUUCAAAUCCAAAGUGCUGGAGUAUAUAGCCCUUAUUUCUUUACUCCUCUUUUUCAUUUCCUGUUUCUCUCUCUCUCUCAGGCGAUAGCUGACAUGGUAACAGAGGAGCACCUGGCUGAGGGAAGACUCUACCCUCCACUCAACAGCAUCAGAGAGGUGUCCUUUAAGAUCGCUGUCAAGGUUAGAGACUGACACCACCCCACAAACCAUCAAUACCAGUAUUACAUUCCCACAUCCACACAGAUUUGUUACUGCAGAGAAAGACACUUUCUCCAUGUCAAUACAUCAGCGCUCUGUGUAACUAAUUUAUCUUUCUCUCUACCCAUCUCUCAGGUGGUGGACUAUGCGUACAGACACAACAUCGCCUCCCUGUACCCGGAGCCCAAGGACAAGGAGGCGUUUGUGCUCUCCCAUGUCUACAGCCCCAACUACGACUCCUUCGUCCAGGACACCUACGACUGGCCCCAGGACGCCAUGAAAGUCCAGGACGUG
Coregonus sp. 'balchen' is the source of this 13987-nucleotide messenger RNA. The record is from the annotation of a GenBank genome assembly. NCBI's taxonomy places the organism in Eukaryota, Metazoa, Chordata, Actinopteri, Salmoniformes, Salmonidae.